Prunus dulcis (almond) is the source of this 1617-nucleotide messenger RNA. RefSeq names its product probable xyloglucan galactosyltransferase GT19. The record is from RefSeq and is a predicted model, not a curated record. Gene Ontology annotation, molecular function: glycosyltransferase activity. The transcript has a single exon. Lineage: Eukaryota; Viridiplantae; Streptophyta; Magnoliopsida; Rosales; Rosaceae. Bases 97 to 1485 code for a protein of 462 amino acids.
CUCGCUCUAAAAUAUCCACCAUAAAUAAAAUUAAUAACCCAUUUCCUCCAAUCUCUCUCUCUCUCCUCCCCCAUCUUUCUCUCUCUGCGUCUCUCCAUGGCCUCCAACAAGUCCACUUUACUAAUCCUCUUCUUCUCCAUCUCCAUAACCAUACAAUUCCCAACAAAAACAAGCUCAACCCAAAUCCCCACCAAUCCUGAUCAUCAGCAAUCAGACUCGGACUGCACCAACCGUUGGAUCCACAUCAGACGGCUGCCGCCCGCCUUCAACCUCGAUCUCCUCACAAACUGCUCCGGCUACCCAUUGUUCGACGACUUCUGCCCGUACUUGGCCAACCAUGGCCUGGGCCAGAAAACCCACAACCUCUCCCACAGCUGGUACCGGACCGACCCGUUAAUGCUGGAGCUCAUUUUCCACCGUCGGAUGCUCGAAUACCCAUGCCUCACCGCAGAUCCCCAGGCCGCCGACGCCAUCUACGUCCCUUACUACGCCGGCAUCGACGCCCUCCACUACCUGUACGGCCCAGAUUACAACUCCAGCUCCGAGCAGGGCCUCAAUCUGUUCGAGUUCUUGAUCACCGACUCGCCCGAGUCGUGGAAUCGGAAAAUGGGUCAUGACCAUUUCAUGGUUCUGGCGCGACCCGCUUGGGAUUUCUCUCAGCCGCUGGGAAACGACCCGCCUCUUUGGGGCACUUCGUUGCUCGAAUUGCCGCAGUUUUACAAUGUGACGGCUUUGACGGUCGAAGCUCGCGCCUGGCCCUGGCAGGAGCACGCCGUGCCUUACCCGACGUCGUUUCAUCCGCCCAAUUUGUCUCUGUUGGAGAGCUGGGUGCAGAGGGCGAGGAGGUCUCGGCGCACCACGCUUAUGAUGUUUGCCGGGGGUGGAGGGGUUGGACGUAAUCCCACCAUUAGGAGGAGCAUUAGAAAUGAGUGUGAAAAUAACACCAUGAACAAAAAUGUCAAAAAUGUUAACAAUGUGGGCAUGUAUGGAAGUGGUGUUGGUGGGUUUUCAAAGCUCUGUGACGUUGUAGAUUGCUCUAAUGGGAUUUGUGAGCAUGAUCCCAUUCGGUUCAUGAGGCCGAUGUUGCAGGCAAGUUUUUGUUUGCAGCCUCCCGGGGACACCCCGACCAGGCGGUCCACCUUCGACAGCAUUGUUGCCGGCUGCAUUCCCGUGUUUUUUGAGGAAUCGUCCGCUAGGGCGCAGUACUGGUGGCACCUGCCAGAGGAUCAGUUCGGGGAGUUUUCGGUGUUUAUAGCCAAGGAGGAUGUGGUGUUCAAGGAGACAAGGAUUUUGGAUGUGCUUAGGAGCAUACCAAGAGGGAAAGUCAGGAGAAUGAGGGAGAGAGUGUUGGAGAUGAUACCAAGAAUUAUGUAUAGGAAGCAUGGAAGUUCAGUCGGUUUGAGAGCCAAGAAAGAUGCUUUUGAUAUUGCAAUUGAAGGUGUCUUGCAGAAGAUUAAAUCUAGAGGUCAAGUUUUUGCUCAGUGACCUACCUGAGAUUUUGCCUUUUCUUCUUGUCAUUCUGUAAUUGUAAUUAUUAAUUUGUUUGUCUUUGUACUGAGUUAAUUAUGUAUGCCACUAGAUAAACCAAUUCUGCAGUAUAAGAUAAAUUUUGAACUC